GGGAAAAGGAAACAGUGAUGCACUCUCUGUGGCGCGCUCCCGGCAGUUCAGCACUUCGGUCUUGCACUUUACCGUCCCGUCGAGUGAUCCCAAGCAGCCCGCAAGAUGACUAUCAAUACCCUGGCUAAAGGAGGCUGGCACCGGGAGCAAAUGUCAUGCUUUCGAAAGAUGGAGAAAGUGAUUGUGGCCAUGCAGGACCCUGACAUGGGCAUGAAGAUGAGAAACCAGAGACUUCUCAUCACUGUCAUUCCACACGCCAUGACAGGCCAUGACAUAAUUGCCUGGUUGAUCCAUUCAUAUAGUAUCUGUGAGGAGGAGGCACUGCACCUUAGUGGCUUGCUGGUGCGAUAUGGGUAUAUUUACCCUCUCAAGGAGCCGAGAUCUCUUGUGUUACGGCCUGAUGAGUCGCCCUACCGCUUCCAGACUCCUUACUUCUGGACGAGUACCCGGUGGCCUGCCUCAGAGCUGGAUUAUGCAAUAUAUUUGGCUAAAAAGAACAUAAGAAAACAAGGAGAACUGAUGGAAUAUGAAAAGACGAGGUACAGUCUGUUACACAAGAGGAUCAACCACACCUGGGACUUUGUGGUGAUGCAAGCCAGAGAGCAACUCAGAGCAUCCAAACAGAGGCGAAAGGCUGACCGCAUUGUUCUCGAAUGUCAGGAGCAGGCCUACUGGCUCAUCAACAGGCCCCCGCCUGGGGCGCAUAGUGUGUUGGACAUGGGUCUGGAGAGACCAAAUACCAGCGCAGGAGUUACACUGAACAGUGAGCACUACAAAAGUGAGAUUGAAACCUCUAGAAGGGCUCUUGGAAGAAACCGUGUAAAGUCAUCCAUCUGCCUAGAAAGUUUUGUGAAAUACAGCGAGCAGUAUCAGAACCACGACCCCAUUAUGCAAGGGUCCCUUCCCAGUAACCCCUGGAUCUCUGAUGACACCGCAUAUUGGACAAUGAAUUCAGAAAUGGUGCCUAUACCAACGCGUCUUCGAGUGGAACGUUGGAGCUUCAGCUUCAUGGAGCUUCUUAACGACGGCAUGGGGAGGCGGGAGUUCAUGACUUACCUGGAGAAAGAGUUCAGUGCGGAGAACCUGUGUUUCUGGCAGGCCUGUGAGGAUAUUAAGCAUGGAGAAAGCUCCAGGAUCAUAGAGAAAGUGGAAAUGAUCUACAAGAACUUCCUGGCUCCUGGAGCUGCCCGUUGGGUCAACAUCGACAGUAAGACAAUGGAUAAAACUCUAGAGGGGAUCAGAAACCCACAUCGUUUUGUCAUGGACGACGCACAAAUGCACAUCUACUUUCUCAUGAAGAAGGAUUCUUACCCAAGAUAUCUUAAGUCUGACCUAUACAAGAACAUGCUGGCCAAAGCUAUUGUCCCCCAGGAGACAAAGAAAAGUGUGUUCCCCUUCGUGAGACGCCAACGGCACUCUAACCCCUCCCCUGCUCAGGCUGUCGCUCAGGCGACAGAGGAAGACGGGCAUGCCAAGGGGGCCGGGCAAGCAGGUACCAACUCUGCAGCCGGCUCCAAUGUCUGAUGCCAGGCCAAAAAUAAUUUAUCUUUUGGCCCCCUAAGCAACCACCCAAGGAGUUCUCCUCUGUUUUUUCUUUUAAGUCAAACUGUCUGUGUGAAAGCCAAAGCUUUUCUUUCACCGCGGCAACAUUACCAGAGCUAGGAUUUCAACAUUAGAGCUUCCUCUCAGAGCACAGGUGUUAAUGCGUACCACAGCAGCAUCACAUCUUAUAUCCAGAGCACAUUGUGUACAGCAAAAUAAAACGAGCUUUUAGUGCCACUGUUACAGCCUUCACUGCUGCAUAGCCAUCCUGCAGCCACAUCCCAUCUCAGUCCAAAAGUCAGUCCUGUUGUUCCUGAUAUGGCCAAGUCUUCCUUUCUCCCUCAAUAACCUUUACAUCUAAUCUACUCUGUCUUUCAUUAGCAGGUUUAGGCAAAAAUAUUGUUCAUAGAGCAAUAGAGAUGCAAAAUAUAUAUUUGGUCAAAUCUUUGCCUCAGCAUGUGUGUGAUUAUCGUACAAUUUGCUUGUUUUGUUCAUUCCAUGCCAGAGCUUCACAUUGUCAUGGUUGUUGCUGUUAAUUUUGCUCGAGCAUGUUUUCAUCCCAAUAAAAAGUCACAACAGCACACAGUGUUGUGUUUUGCUCUCAGCUCUGCAUGCUGUGGUAAA
Molecule: messenger RNA, 2166 nt
Organism: Perca fluviatilis (European perch)
Lineage: Eukaryota; Metazoa; Chordata; Actinopteri; Perciformes; Percidae
Gene: rgs11
Product: regulator of G protein signaling 11
Exons: 17
Coding region: 106-1524 (472 amino acids)
Biological process (GO): regulation of G protein-coupled receptor signaling pathway; intracellular signal transduction; G protein-coupled receptor signaling pathway
Source: RefSeq, a predicted model, not a curated record